Molecule: messenger RNA, 1675 nt
Organism: Armigeres subalbatus
Lineage: Eukaryota; Metazoa; Arthropoda; Insecta; Diptera; Culicidae
Product: sodium channel protein Nach-like
Exons: 6
Coding region: 77-1672 (531 amino acids)
Biological process (GO): sodium ion transmembrane transport
Cellular component (GO): plasma membrane
Molecular function (GO): ligand-gated sodium channel activity
Source: RefSeq, a predicted model, not a curated record
AUACGUGGUGAGCAACAACUUCUAUGGAAAUCUACCGUACAGAACCAUUGCAAAGAUUGCGUGGGCCAUUAUAUCGAUGCUGGGAGUAGUGUUCACCCUUGCUAUGAUGGAGCUAUCUUGGAUUCGGUUCAAAAAUACUCCGACAAUUACCACAAUUGAGACAACAACGUAUCCGAUUUGGAAUGUGCCUUUUCCAGCGGUAACGGUUUGCAACAUCAACAAAGUUGACCGUAGUCGAGCGGAAAAUCUUAUUGAAUCAUUAAUUUCUCUCAACCUUACACGGCAGGAGGCUACUGAUUUACUCGGGGCCAUGGCAAGCCUGGUGAAUUAUGAAUCAACAAACACUUCGUUCGAAAACGAGGGAAAACUAGGACAAUUGGGAUAUUCGCCCGCGAAAAUGCUACUGGAAUUGAAUCAACCGUGCGACUCUCUGAUAAAGUCUUGCUACUGGCUCGGUAUGGAAGUAUCCUGCGCAAAGAUAUUCCAAAUGACGAAAACCCAUGUCGGAUUCUGCUGCUCGUUCAAUGCCGAUAAGGCCAUGAACGUUGGCAAUGAAACUUUUGCACGCCCACCUCCGUUAACCAAUAUCCGACUCUCCGGUGCUGGUAAACACGUUGGCCUAUCGAUUCUGGUGGAUGUCGCCCCCGAGAAUUAUAUGGCACCAACGAAAUCAUUUUAUGGAGCCGAGAUAUUCAUUCACAGUCCCAACGAUUUCCCGGCGGAUUCCGAUUUUGAAGAUACGUUGCAGCCCGGAUGGGACGCAGAUUUCUGCAUUACCCCAAUGCCCAUUGAGAGUAGUCCUACGUUGGAGCAAGUUCCUCUGUCGCAGCGGAAGUGUUUUAUGCCAAAUGAAGGCACAUUGCAGUCGAAUAAUACGUUUAGCCUUAAUCUUUGCAUGUCCGAAUGUCGACUGCGGACCAUUAUAAAGCUGUGCAACUGUGUGCCGUUUUACUACGCAGAUUUUAAUAUCACCGAAAUGAAAGGAAUUGAAGCUUGUACACUGCGAAAUGUGAAUUGUUUGCGGCAUUUCAGAAAAUAUUUUUACAGCCUCAAGCCACCAAAAGAAAUGUCAUCCGACAGCUUCAGCUUUGAUUUGGGUAUGGAUUGCGAAUGUAAACCGUCUUGUACAUUUUUGAAUUACAAUGUUCAAAGCAUCUCCAGUAAACGAUUGGCUGGUUCCUUUACUUCAUCAUACUUCGGAGGCCGCGACGUCGCAAACUACGCCACUCUUCAUGUGCACUUCAAGGAUUUGUACUGCGUAAAGUAUCGUCGAGAGGCUUUCCUGUCCUGGGACUCACUACUGGCAUCCUUCGGCGGAAUAUUUGGCCUAUGCAUGGGAGGAUCAGUGCUCAGUAUUGUUGAACUGUUCUACUAUUUCGUAGUGAAGCCGUUUGCCUUCUACAGUGCCCGACGAAGAGAAGCAAGUGCUUCUGACAAGGUGGCUAUGACGAAACAGCAGAAACGGCCUAAAUCCAUUCGAGUGUUUCGCCCAGGACGUUACCCGCAUGGAUACUUCGAACGCAGCAAGAACGUCUUCCGAGAAAGAAUGAGCGGACGUGGGAAACCAAAAUUAUUUGCCGUUAUGCCUAGAAACGGGUAUCCGAAUAAUAUGCAGGGAGUUAUGGCUGUGAAAAAUACCAACGGAGAUUUGAAUACAGUGUUUUUAUAUUGAUGA